AUGGUCUACAUGUUUACGCACCCUCGUAAUCGGGAAGAGUUUCUAGCAAAGUUGGAGGACGUUGCCGAUGGGGUUAUCCGCCGAAGUCGUCGUUAUCUUCCCCAUGUGGCUCGUCUCUGCCUCAUCUCUACUUUUAUCGAAGAUGGGAUGCGACUACUGACGCAGUGGUCGGAGCAAAUUGACUUCAUUCGCCAUGUCUGGGGCGUAGGCAGCUUCUUCGCUGGUCUAUUCAUCUUUAUAAACAUCCUUCUCCAAUUCACCGGUUCCGCAUUUGUCAUGGUACGGUACGGAGUCAGAGUCGGCUGUGGUAUUCUUCUCGCCACCGUGGUCAUUCAAACAAUCGGUUACAACAUUUGGACGCGGGUCUUUCUUAUGCGAAACCUCUCACUAAUGGGCAGUUUACUCCUGUUGAUAGCUGAGGCAAGUCAGGAGUCCAGAAGUCUUCUGGCAGGCCUCCCUUCAGUCGGUGACGAAAAUCGAUCACGCCAGUACCUUCAGCUGGGAGGACGUCUUCUUGUGGUCCUCAUGUUUCUAACCCUUGUCCACUGGGGCGGGAGUUUCUUCUAUCUUAUUCAGUCGAUACUUAAUCUUAUUCUUAUUCUCCUGGUUGCCAUCGGGUACAAAACUAAGCUCUGCGCUCUCGUUCUUGUCUCUUGGCUGACGUGCAUGAACUUCUACUACAAUGACUUCUGGUCCAGCUACUCCGAUGAGAUCAUGUGGGACUUUUUGAAGUACGACUUCUUCCAGACCUGGUCCGUGAUCGGGGGUCUCAUGCUGAUUGUGGCCCAUGGGCCCGGUGGAGUGUCAGUCGAUGACUACAAGAAGGAGUGGUAG
Molecule: messenger RNA, 834 nt
Organism: Echinococcus granulosus
Lineage: Eukaryota; Metazoa; Platyhelminthes; Cestoda; Cyclophyllidea; Taeniidae
Product: Surfeit locus protein
Exons: 3
Coding region: 1-834 (277 amino acids)
Biological process (GO): Golgi organization
Cellular component (GO): endoplasmic reticulum-Golgi intermediate compartment; endoplasmic reticulum; membrane
Source: RefSeq, a predicted model, not a curated record